Molecule: messenger RNA, 4457 nt
Organism: Girardinichthys multiradiatus
Lineage: Eukaryota; Metazoa; Chordata; Actinopteri; Cyprinodontiformes; Goodeidae
Gene: plekho1a
Product: pleckstrin homology domain containing, family O member 1a
Exons: 10
Coding region: 1-1989 (662 amino acids)
Biological process (GO): regulation of myoblast fusion
Cellular component (GO): ruffle membrane; muscle cell projection membrane
Source: RefSeq, a predicted model, not a curated record
AUGAAGAAAAGCAACCAAAGCAGACGGGGCUUCCAGGACUCCGGUCCGCUGGUGGUCCAGCAGCCGGAGAAGGUGGGCUGGAUCCGGAAGUUCUGCGGCCGAGGCAUUUUCAGGGAGCUGUGGCGGAGCCGUUAUGUGGUGCUGAAGGGAGAUCACCUCUACAUCUCAGACAAGGAGGUUAAAGAUGAGCGCAAAGCCCAGGAAGUGUUUGACCUGGCUGACUAUGAACGUUCAGAGGAGCUGAGGAAGGCGAAGAGUCGGAGCAAAAAAAACCACAGUCGCUUCACGCUGCUGCGCUGCAAGCAGCGAGGAAACACAGUUCCUAAUCUGGUGUUUCUGGCGGUGAGUCCGGAGGAGAAGGAGUCCUGGAUCAACACCCUGAAUGUGGCCAUAAUCAAGGCCAAGAACAGAGUCUUAGAUGAGGUGACCAUUGAGGAGGAUAGUGCUCUGGAUCAUCUCACCAGAGACCGAGUGAAGAUCCCUCACAGCCGCCGGCUGCCGACCAGAGGACACCUCAUGGCCGUGGCCUCCACAUCCUCCCAUGGCAUGCUGACCCUUGACCUGGUCGCAGAGGAGGAUGGAUUCUGCCUUGACUAUGAUGACGACGAAUCCUGGGAGGACAGCUUCCGGGUCGACCUGCAGAAAGAGGCCUCCGAAGGGGGGGUCGGGGGCCGUCAACGAGCUGGUACUGAUGUUUCAAAGCUGCGGGUGACAUCCAAAGAGCCCAAAGUGAAGACAGGUAGCCUACCAAGAGGGAGUGAGCGCUCCUGGGGUAAACAGUCCCACCUGGAGCCCUCCAAAGUCCAUAAGAACCAGCAAGUCCAGGUACUUCAAGCUCAGUCUCGAACGCCGCAGCCUGGCAAGAGGUUCAGCAUGCAGGGUCGGAGUCGCUGCGCCUCCAUGGAUGAAGUCCUCUCCUCCAGACCGGCAAUGAUUCGGUCAGAGUUUCGUUCGGCUCUUCGUCGCUGUCCAACCGAAGAGGAGGCAGGCAGCGGGACUUCCACCCAGCCUGUCGGCCAGCUGCAGAGCCUCAUCGCUCAGAGGAUGCAGAGAGCUCAGGAGCUGCUGGAGGAAAUGAGGCUGCAGGAGCUGCAGAAGGCCAAAGCUGAGAGAGAACGAGGAGGCAGCUCGACGUACCUGAAGGGCAUCAACUCCCCUCGACUUCACCACCUCAGGGGCUCAGACUCUCCGCAUUCCAGCAGGUCAUCAGGAUCUUCAAGGAGUAGGAGCAGCGACUCGCCUCGUCUCCGGGGCAAAGACUCACCUCGACUGAGAGGAAGAGAGUCUCCUCGAUCCAAAGCUAAGAAGAACCGCUCCAAAGCCACCGACUCGCCUCGCUCCAAAAGAUCUCACUCUCCUGCAGCCAAAGCCGCAGACUCUCCUCGCCUGAAAGAUUCUCCUCAUCUGAGUGGCUCUCCUCAAUCAAAGAGCUCCGACACACCAAAACUCAAGGCAUCAUCAGACGCCAACUCCAACAGAAAGGAUCACUCUCCUCCACAGAAGACCUCUGAAACUCCUCCAUCCUUGAAUAGAUCCAACUCCUGUCAGGUGGAAGGAACUGAUUCAUUGCAGAGCAGUGAAACUGACUCCCCUCAUCUAGGCGGCAUUAAGGACACUCAACAGAAUCAAAACUCCCCAGGUCUGUCCAGAUCCUUCGAUUCCUCUCUGUCCAGAACCCCCGACCAACAAUGCCUGUCUCCUCCUCUUGUGCCGCCCGAAGAGGAGCUGGAAGUGGAGAGACGGCGCGCUGAGGCUGAGCGGCUCCUGGAGGAGGCGGUAUCGUCCUGGAAAGAGGCGCAGGAAGUCCUCCAGGAGGUAAAGGAGCUGCAGAGCCAGACGCUGAGGCGGCAGCGCAGGAGGACCUAUGAGAAGAUGACAACAUCGGCUGCAGCAGCUUUACAGCCUGCGGCGACCGCAGCUGCAGAGGAGGACGACACUCCUGCCUCCCCAACGUCACCGGAGGACGACGAUGAAUCCGAGACCCCCUGAUGAGAAAACAAAAUCUGUUCCUCACGUUGGUGUUUGCUCAUGGAACGUGGCGGCAUUACUCUGCAUGCUUAUGCACAAAAAAACUAAGAAGGUUUACACAAUUUCUACAUUUUUGAUCGCAUUUCCGUAAAGAUUUCCCAAUUUUUAUAAAUCAGGGCAACAGGAUGCCUGUGACGAUGCACUGUGGAUUAUUUAAAAACCAGGGAUACGUUUUGUUCCAGGAGAUUUUGUGACUUUAAUCCUGCCUAGCGCUCUGCUCUGUCACCAAGCAGAAACCCACUCGGGAGACCUCCAUCUGUGGCAGGAGCUUCACAUUUAUUCUUAAUUAAUGCGGCUUUAAUGGAGAGGAGCUCCCCUUCAUCUUCUUUAAUGAUGCUGCACGGUUUUCUUCUUUGUCUCUUUUUGCAGAAAGUGAAGAGAAAAUCCUCUCUGUUCAUUUCAAAACCAAGAUGUCAAACCUUUUUAUGAUGAAUUCACUGAAGAGCACAAAAUUUAAUUUUUAUAUUUACAAGAAGCAAAACAGGCUUCAGGUUUCUGCACUGAUUUAGAGCUUUGACCAGUUUGUUUGCUGAUAUAUUUAAUCAAGUCUUCUUUGUAGCAUUUAAAAAAAAAAAAGUCUUCAAAAUUGCUUGACCUGAUUUAGUUGUAGCUUAAUGAAGAGUAGAUCUUCUUAAGUUUCCUUCACACCUGUUGUUGAUUUUCAUACAAUCACAGUCUUGUCAAGAUUCAGCCAAAAUCAGGGAGUUAAAGUUGUAAAAGAUUAGCAAAAAAAAACAAAAACAAUAAGCAAUAAUAACUAAUUUCUUUAGUCUUUUUUGAAAUUUUAGGGUGAAACAAAGCCUCACACCAGCUCCGAUAUUAUAAACUCUGCACUAUGGACUCAACUUCUUUGUAACAAUAUCACUGCAACCAGUUUACUGUGUGGUGAAAGACAUUUGUUCAUGUGAUGCUGUGUGGCUGAAAUUAGGAUUUUAUUUGCACAGAUGUUGAAUAUUUGAAGCUGAUUUAAAAAAAAAAAACAAUGUUUUUUUAUUUUUUAUUAAAACCUUGUAGAAAUUUUGAUUAAAAAAAAUGAUCAAAAGAUAAUUAACAAAUAUGGUUCCAUAAAAUAAAAGAUCAUCAAACAAAUUUAAUAUCAGGCAAAAAUAUACUGAGUUAAUGCAAACCGCAGUUUUCAAAUGCUGAUUUUAUUUAUUAAGGGAAGAAAGAUAUCCAAACUAAUCCGGCCCUAUGGGAAAAUGUGAAGCUGGCUGUGAGUCUUGGAGGAAUAUUGGUCCAUUCUCAUUUGCAAAAUUAUUUUAUUUCAGCCAAAUUUGAGGGUUGUUUAAUAUUAAUUACUUUUUCGUCCUAUUCGGAUUUAAGCUUUGACUAGGUCAUUCCAAAACCUUAAUUUUGUUUUUUUGACCAAAAUUCACCUGAUCCCAAGGUCACAAACUCAGCAUUUCAGCGUUUUUCUUCAGGACUUCAGGUAGAGAGCAGAAUUCAUGGUUUUAGUAUUUACAGCAAGUUGUCCAGGUCCUGAUGAAACAAAGCAGACCCAGACCAUCACACUACCACCACCGUGUUUGACUUUAGGUAAGUUCCUUUUUCUAAAAUGAUCUGGCAUAAAAUAGUUUUAUGCCAGAUGUAAAACGUGACGCACGCCUCUCCCCUGGACGCCAUUUGUGCCCAGUCUCUUUUUCUUAUUGUCAAAUUAUAAACCCUGACCUUAACGUCAGCAAGUAAGGUCUUGAGUGCUUUAGAUGUUGUUCUGGGAUCUUUUCUGACAUCCUGAAUGAGUCACUGAUGACCUCUUGGAGUACAUUUGUCACUCCUGGGAAAGUUCACCACUGUAUCUUGUUUUCUUUAUUUGUGGAUAAUGUUUCUCACUGUGGUUCACUGGACUCCCAGAGCCUUACAAAUGGCUUUGUAACUCUUUCCGGACUGAUAGAUGUGAGUGACUUUGUUUCUCAUCUGUUCUUAAAUUACUUUAGAUUAGGGUAUGACGUGUUUGUUUUUGAGAUCUUUUAGCCUACUUCGUGUCAUUAGACAGGUUCCGUUUAUGUGAAGUCUUGAUUGUACAGGUGUGUAGAUGUACAGUAGCUUGUAAAACUGAACUCAGACGUCCUCCAAAUGGGGUUAAUCGAAAUGAAUUCAUUCAACAAAGGAGAAGUUACUUUUUCCAAAAGGUGCCAAUUAGGUUUGGAUAACUUUUUCCCCUUAAUAAAUAAAAUAAUCAUUUGAAAAUAUGUUUAAGUGUAACAAAAAAGCAAAACCAGAAAAAGAAACAGUAUUGGGGCAAAUACUUUUUCACAAAAGUACGCAUCUAAACACAGACCUUACAAAUUUACAGCCACAGAAAGCUGAUCCAUAAAUGCAUUACAGGUAUAAUACACAAUGUGUUUUUUAGACAUACAUGACAGAAUGUGUUCACCACCUAUGCACUUAGAAGCAUCACGCAUCAUGCAUGAUUAAACCUUAGAUGGAGC